CAUUUGUCCUCUCACAAUAGUUUAUUCUAAUCAGAAUAGUUUAUUCUAAUAAUAUAAGUAAAACAACACAAAAAUCGUACAAGUUUGGAACUACAUCACAUUGAAGAAACGAUGACAUAAUUCUGGUGUUUAGGCGAACUACCCCUUUAAGUUGCUAGUAAAAAUGACAUACAGUCGGUGGUUGUGAAUAGUCGGGCUCGGUAAAUAAGGGUCCAUGAAGGGAUGACGUCAGAGGUGGAGAUGUCAUGGCGUCGUCGGAGCUGAGACUGGAGCUUGCCAUCUAGUUAAAGGUUGUCGUCGAUGCGUUCAGCGAAAUGGAGAAGAAUGCAAACCCUCAUCGAGACGCAGGAGGAAGUGUCCUGUGCACCGCUAUUCCCGCGGAGCCUGCAGAUAUCAAAACAGCCGGCGGAAUGAAAGAUGUCUGCGAGAAGAGAGAGACUUUGAGUACUUGUGCAAGUGCUAGCGGUGCUAAUGCUACACCCUGCACACAGACAUCAGAUGCUGCUGAGACGGUGAGCAAAACCACACACGGUAAAACCAGCGUUUUACCGGAGACACUGUCGCCCGAUGCGGCCGAUCAGCUGAGCAACGGAAUGGGAUACGAGUCGCCGGUGACCGCUGCUGGGAAUAAGGAGGGUGGCACCUCAAAGUUAGUAAACAACCUCACGGGAGAGAAACCCGACAUCAAUAAUGUGCAAGCGGACGGUUUAGACGGAGAAGCGACGAAGGUGUCCAAGCCUGCUUAUUUGUGUCCGGACAAAGCAAAAUCUGCGAGCCCUAAUUCAAACGAUCACACCGUUUCCGAGGGUCCCCCGAGUGGGAGUGAGCCCAGCAUCGCGGGAGAGUCCCGCAGCUUUGAUUCACUCGAGUCCUUCUCCAACCUGAACUCCUGUCCGAGUUCAGACCUCAACAGUGAAGGACUGGAGGAGAAGGGACUGGCUUUGGCUAUUCAGAGUGAAUACGGGGCCGAGGGGACGAAAAUCCCCUGUCCCAAAGACAGGGUGACCGGUCAGUCGUUUUACCAAAUUAAGUGGAUAAAGUGGAAGGAGGAGAACACUCCGAUCAUCACACAGAACGAGAACGGGCCGUGCCCGCUGCUGGCUAUCAUGAAUGUCCUGCUAUUGUCAUGGAAGGUUAAGCUGCCACCAAUGAUGGAAAUGAUAACGGCAGAGCAGCUGAUGGAAUAUCUGGGAGACUAUAUCCUUGAAGCCAAGCCAAAAGAGAUCUCAGAGGCUCAGCGGUUGAACUACGAACAGAAUAUGAGUGACGCUAUGGCAGUACUGCACAAGCUGCAGACAGGUCUGGAUGUAAACGUCAAGUUCACAGGUGUGCGGGUAUUUGAAUACACACCUGAGUGCAUCGUAUUCGACCUGCUGGAUAUCCCACUGUACCACGGAUGGCUGGUUGACCCACAGAUGGCUGAUAUAGUGAAGGCAGUGGGGAACUGCAGCUAUAACCAGUUGGUGGAGAAGAUAAUCAGCUGUAAGCAGUCAGACAGCAGCGAGCUGGCCGGUGAAGGCUUUGUGGCAGAGCAGUUUCUGAACAGCACAGCGACUCAGCUCACGUACCACGGCCUGUGUGAGCUCACCUCCACAGUACAGGAGGGAGAGCUGUGUGUCUUCUUCAGGAACAAUCACUUCAGCACCAUGACCAAAUUUAAGGCCCAGCUGUAUCUGCUGGUGACGGAUCAGGGGUUUCUCACUGAGGAGAAGGUGGUUUGGGAAAGUUUACAUAAUGUUGACGGAGAUGGAAAUUUCUGCGAUUCGGAGUUCCAUCUGAGGCCGCCCUCUGACCCAGAAACGGUGUACCGUGGUCAGCAGGACCAGAUCGAUCAGGACUACCUGAUGGCGUUGUCUCUGCAGCAGGAGCAGCAGGCCUCAGACCUGGGUUGGGAACAGAUCCCAGAAGGCAUCAGUGAUCUAGAGCUGGCCAAGAAGCUGCAGGAGGAAGAGGACCGCAGAGCAUCACAGUACUAUCAGGAGCAGGAGCAGGCACAGGCCGCGGCGGCAGCAGCUGCACAGGCACAGGGACAGCCAGCAGCAGCGGGUGCAGACCAGGUGGACAGAGCGGCAGCUGCUGGAGCCUCAGCAGGGGGAGCUGCAGCUUCCCCGAGCCCAGGAAAACAGCCCUCUACAGGCGAACGCAAACCCAAGAAGGAAGCCAAGGACAAAGACAAAUGCAUCUUGUUGUAACAGCAGUGGACCGUGUAGAGUGCGAAACGGGCAGCAGUUUAAUUCCAGUGGCUCUGCAAUGCAUCUCCCAGCGUGAAGUGGAAAGAGCACGGGCGACCGAUGGAGAUGAAGCAUGACGGACGGAGAGGACUUGCCAUUCUCAAGCCACUUGUGCCUGACUUUAACCCUCGGCGUUCUGAAGAUGCAGACAAGCAGAGAGGGGUGUCACUACAAGGACUAUCACUACAUCUUACAUAGAGCUGGCCAAAUGAUCUCAGCAGGAAAACCACUGCAGUGCACUAUAUUUGUGUGGGGUCACCAGGGAGGGUGGAUUUAUUAUUUUUUAUUUUGUUUUGUUUUUUUGUAGUAAAACAAGGUAAUGUACACAUAGCACUAUUCAAAAACUACCCCACCGCUCAAAAAAGAAAAAAAAGUGUUUUUGUUUCUCAUUAUACAAAGCAUUUUCUUUUUUGUUUGUGGAUUUCCGUUACUGCUGUUGUUUAUAAGCUAUUUUAUACCAAUUUACCCGUAUAUAUGCCUAUGUAGAUUCGUUUUAUUGGUCAGUUUCUGUUUGACAGAAGGAUACCUGAGAUCUUUUACUGAAAGGCCGUUCACAUGAGUAGGUAGCAAGCAAACAGGUCUCUUGGCAAAGGUAAUGUCUCAGGACAUGAUGUAGGCCACCAUAGCCUGGCAGUUUGAUGCCAAAUUUCACAUUGUUGAUAUUGUAGGAGCCGUGAUCUCCACAGAUGCUUUCAGAAAUGUUUUCCUAUUUAGGAAGUUGCUAUUCCAUUUGGUUACAUAGUCGUGUCUACGAAAGGAUAGUUUUUGCUAACAGGAUAUUUACUGGGAAUAUCAGCGAACAACUGACACUACCCUUAAUGUACAUAGCUUUAAUGGAAGGCAUAGAAAAUAUGUGGUCAUUUUUUGUUGUUGUUUUGCCCAACCACUUUUAACUUUCAGCCAAAAUCCUGGUUCAUAUUUGCCUUAUAAAAUGUAAUAUGGGUAGGAGAGUCAUCCAUGAACUCAGUGAACUACAAUGUUAUUGCCCCAAACCCUGAAUGAUCCUGUAUGGUUUGUGUUUUCAUUAAGCCGGUGGUCAAACAAUAUAGGUUUUACAAAAGCCUGAAAUCUGAAGAGCAGGUGACACAUUUCUGUUAAUUGGCCAAGUGGAUCAUUAAGGAUGAUAAUCGGAAAAUGGCUAAACAUUUGCUGAAUAAUCGAGCGGGCCGAUAUGUCGGUCUGUCUCUGGCUUCAGCCUGAUUUUUCACUCUUGCGUGUACAUACUCGUAUAAAUGGAUGUAAGGUAGGAAAGGAUUCUCAAGCCCAUCCUGUUCCAGUGCUGCCUCCUGAGAGACAAGGUCUUCUAUCCAAACAUUCCAGCUAUAUGCCUUGAACUGAGCAUUGCGUUGAGCCUCAGAGAAACGCCAAUGUUGGGCUAUUUUUCCUGAUGUUCUGCUCUCACAAUGCAAGAAUGAACAACUCCUGCAUGUAGACAAGCUCGUGGUGGGGUAGUCGUUGGUCAGACAGAGUUGUUUUCUGGGAGCACUAGUAGAUGCAGUCAAAUGCUAGUCAGUUAUGGGCUCAAACUGUUGCUUUGACGUUUGGUCCCUCAGUGGCCAAUACUCUCUGUAUAUAAAAAGCCUUACAAUAUUUACAGUAUCUUUUAUACCGACAUAAAACAGGUGCGAGACAAGACUGAGACAAUCUGUAGACCUUACCAUAGACAGAAAACCGCACAGGCCUUCACAGAAGGAACAUAUCCAUGAGUGUCUUGCAAACAGUUUGAUGUGUAUUAGCUGCCUUGGUAACGGAUUAAGAUCUAAUGUACAACACAGGGUUUGACUGGAAAGACUCCCAUAGAAGUAUAACAAAAUGGCAUCAGUAUCCUUUGGUGUGCUGCAGUUAUAUCAUCUGCGAUUUGAAAUGCUCAAAGGCGAUUCGAUUCUGAUAGUAAUUCCAAUCAAAGAAACAUAUAAAUAACUGCAAUUCUAAACCACUCCACCCAUAUGAAAAUGAACCAAGGUUUAAUAAUAAAAGUGAAGAAACCAUGGCUUUUAGUGUUUGAUUACCACUGUUAAACAAAUUUAGUUAAACUAUGGUUUGUGUAGCAAUUCCAUGGUUAAUUUGUGGUUACCAUCGUUUAACAACAAUAAAACGUUUGUUUGUUUUUAGUAGUAAAAUUAUAGUUUUGCAAGGGCAGAUGCAUCUGCCAUAAUGGAAUGGUCAGUGCGUUAUCACUCACGGUAAAAAUAAAGACAAUUUUUCUUAAGUCCCAUGAACUGGAAGCUGCAACCAUUAUUUUUUUCAUUUUGGGAUGCAAUGCCUAGAGAAACUGAAUAUUAAAUGACACAACAGUGACCGUGGCUUUUUUUUCCCUACAAGUAGAUAUUUAAUUCUGUUGUAAAGUAGGCAUUUCAUUCAGAAAGAUGGGGAAAUGGGUUUGAAGAGAGAAAUUACAACCUAACAGACUUCUCCUGCCAUUUCUGUUUGUUGUCAAAACUGACAGUUGCAGCAGCUGGUUAAAUAUGUAAGCCAUGCCCAUUUGCUAAUCUGACAUAUUAAAUGGAAAAAAAAACAGCAGGUGCUUUUACAAAUUUCAAUUAAAGAUUAGAAGGGAAAACUUUUUUUCUUUAAUGAAUGCACAGAUGAAUUGUUCAUCACAAAACUAUAAAUGUGAGCCAACUAAAUCAUAUUGUUAGUUUUGAUUUCUUGGGGACUUUAAGAUGCUACAAAAUUGCCCAGGUGAGGUUCAAAUUCCUAAAGACAUCCUUAAACAGAUGACAAUAUAGUGAGUUGUAUUUAUGUAUUUAACAGGCUUUUAAGUUCUGUAAACUUUUUUAUGUCAUGUUAAAGCCUUUGUCUUGUAUUGUGAUGUACUGGUAACCCCAAAUUCACCAUGGUUUUGCUACUUUAACCAUAAAUUAACCGUGAUAUUUGUUGUAAAUCUACACAAAGAAUAGCCAAUGCCUCAGAAAUACAUUUACUAUUCUGAGUAAAACCGCGGGUGUUUUUUUGUUGAUUUGCACAGAUUGGAUUUGACCGUUUCAAUAUGGCGGACGCGCUGUAGCGGCCCAGAAGAUAAUAAAGCCUAUUUAUUUCUGUAAUUAAAGCGAUAUUGUUCCUCUGUGUCUUUAUCGUAGCUAUAGUGUGGUCUCAGUUAUUCUACGAGACUUUUCCGUUGUUCUAACACCGCUUGUAAGAAACUUUGGGUAGAGGAAAUUUUCACACUGAGUUUUGAAGCAUUGUCAACCCGCUGCGUAGUAUUUUCAGCGUCUGAAAGGAAAAAAUCAGUCAAGUAAAGUGAAGAGUUAAGGAUUCAUUCUUACCUAUAGUACGACACCAUUCACAAAAUGAUUCCCAACACUAGAGCAUUGACAUAAACCGGCCAAGUGUCGUAUUUGUCCAACUGACAGCAAACGCCUCCAAAGUGUAGAUUGUAACCGUCAUCGUCAUCAAAUGUCCCAGCACGAGCAGUUUGAAAAGUAAAACACGACAAACAGGGAAUAUCUCGUGAUUAUUUCCCUUGUGAAAAGCCUUGAAGAAAGGUCAUUCUUAUAAAAACGUUAGUUUUCAAACCCCAGAAACAGGGAUUUUAAGAGAAACCAUGACUAUUGUUUAGAAAAUGUUACCCAAGGUGAAGUAGCUUACCUCGUUUUGCCUGAGUUUUAUUGUUCCCUAUAGUGUAUUAGCGUCCGUACUAUCAUUUCACACUACACAAACUGUAGAUUUACAUGUCAGAGAGCUUCCAUCCCCUCUGCGAAGAGUGUCAUACAGUAGGAAGCACAAGUUAGUCAGUUCAGAGUUGGCAGAGUGAUUCAAACCAUUUGUAAAGGGGUUAAAGUAGAUAUUUUGUACCUGUAACUGACAAAACAUUCAGAUCUUAACCACACAAGCAAACUGGUGAAAUUUAUUCAUCAAGUCAUUUACGUGUCAUGUUUACAGGUCAGGUUUAGUAUGAACAUUCUAAUGUGCUUUUGAUCAUGAAGGAGUGAUUAUAAUGUGUAUCCACUGUGCUUUAGCUUGUUUGUAUUGGUUGCCAAUUAUUUCAUUCUUUUGUAAUGUGCUUUGGCUUAAACCAUUUGCAUCUAAAAUGAUCCUGUUAAUUUUAAAUGUGUUAAAUGUCACAGGUGUAUAUAUAUAUACACAGACACACACACGUUAGUGGGAUAAAUAGAUACAUCUAAAGGAGUGGUGUAUAAAAUAGUUUGUGAGUGCAAGCUUCAUAAAUUGGAGAACAUAAGUCCCAUUAUUAAACACUUGUGCAUUUAGCUAAAGCUAUUUUGACCCCCCCAAAUAAUGCAAGUACAUAUUCUAAGGCCUUGUCUGCUUGGUUGGCUAUUAGUGUGCAGCACCCAUUGAAGCUCUGUUGAGUUUGAGUUAUGUAAGCACUGUUACAUUGAAUGCACUAGAUGAGAAUAUACCUCUUUUUAUAAAAACAAAUGAAUCACCCAGUUUGUCUGGUUACAUUUGAACCUGAUUUGUAACAGCCAAUAAAUAGUGUUUCGCAAUAAGGCUUACCUUUAUGAAGCUGCAAGAAGAACUGAAAUAACUUUCUAAUGUUUGAGGUAAAUGCUGACAUUCAGUUGUUUGUUUUUUGCCCUGCUUUCAAAUAGGAAAUGUUUGCAAGACUUCUCAUGAAUAUAAUUUGACGUUUGACAUCUUCGUGCCAUCAAAGGAUGUGGGAAUGAAAGCAGCAAAUAAAGAUAGGGCUACCAAGGAGGAUUUCAACUAAUGACUGGGAAAGUUAAUCAUUUUCUUGCUAUUAAAAUGCCACACAUUAUAUGCUUUUCUGCCCAUGAUGGUAACUGGAAAGGUUUCUCUUGCUGCAUUGAUUAUACUGGCUGAGUUCAAGAUGGAAAUGCAAUUGUGAUGCAUGUUUAACAGAUGAAUACAUGUACUCCUAAAUCAGUUUAAGGAACAGCCCCAUUUACAGUUUCUAUUUUAUAUCCUUUAUACGUGUAUAUUUACACAAAACAUUUUAACUUAGCAAAAAGACAAAAAAUUCUGGAUAUUAUAAGGGUCAACCUUUCAUUGUGUGUAAGGUUCAUUAAUGACCAAAAAGAUUGAUGUAGCCCACCAGUGUCAAAAAGUAGAUGGACAGUUUUUGUAACAAAUGCCUUAGACGAGAGACGAUACGUCUGAUUAAAGGAAAUCUGGUCAGUGA
This is a messenger RNA of Danio rerio (zebrafish), 7335 nucleotides long. It is a transcript of the gene mindy2, whose product is annotated as MINDY lysine 48 deubiquitinase 2. Gene Ontology annotation, molecular function: histone deubiquitinase activity; K48-linked deubiquitinase activity; cysteine-type deubiquitinase activity. The record is from RefSeq and is marked validated. Gene Ontology annotation, biological process: chromatin remodeling. Lineage: Eukaryota; Metazoa; Chordata; Actinopteri; Cypriniformes; Danionidae.